Seminavis robusta is the source of this 1671-nucleotide messenger RNA. NCBI's taxonomy places the organism in Eukaryota, Bacillariophyta, Bacillariophyceae, Naviculales, Naviculaceae. The record is from the annotation of a GenBank genome assembly.
AUGAAGCUCAACAUUUUGGUCUUUGAAUUUGCUGCUCUGGCAUCCCUUGGUUUUGUACCCAACUGGGCCAUGGCACAGGAUAACAGCUGCAAUGGGAAUCGUGUUUCAAAUGUGCUGAAGCUGGAACUCAUUGGAGAUCCAGUGGAAGACACAAGUGGAGAGUACCCAGUGCUUGUUGGAGACAUGGAACCUGUGUGCCUGGGCCGUGAUCUCACCCAAAUUCCAAGGGUUCAGUUCCGUGGUUUAAAGCAGAACACAAACUCUCCUCUUAACUUCCUCAAGGUGGAAAGUGAGAAGACCAUGACAGGCUCUGUUGUGGAAGAUGGUGGGGCCCCAUCAUCAGUUGAGAUCACUACCUGGUAUGGAGAAGAAACUGGCAAUGGUAACAAAACAAUUACAAUUUCCUUGACAUCUGAUGGCACCUUUUCAAUGGCCGCCACUGAUGGUGAAGACACCUAUAAAAUCGAAAGUGUGGGGACUCAGGCCUCAGAUGGGACAACUGCUGUGAAGUACAUUGCUGCCAAUUUGGCUGAUGUCCCCCUGCCACCUCCAGUGGACCUCACAGGAGUUGAUUUCUAUUUAGUGUCUGAGUCACCAAGCACUUCUCCCAGCAUCUCUCCCAGUGCAUCCCCCAGCUCUUCUCCCAGUGCAUCCCCCAGCACUUCUCCCAGCAGCUCUCCCAGCACAUCCCCCAGCUCUUCUCCCAGCAGUUCACCCAGUACUUCUCCAAGCUCCUCUCCCAGCACAUCCCCCAGUUCUUCUCCCAGUACCACACCAAGUGCCAGCCCAAGUGGUUCUCCCAGUGGGUCACCCAGUGGAAGUCCAACUGCUACCCCAACAUCUUGUCGCGAAGCACAGGUCAAUUGUGGAAAUGGCAAUGGAAAUGGCAAUGGUCCAAAUGAAAAGAAUCCUGAUGAUGGACUUCGCCGCAAUCUCCAGGCAGUGGUCAAAGCCGCAAUAGAACAGCGCAGUUUGCGGGGCCCUCGUGAGCUUCAGACGACAUACACCAUCAGAGUUGGUCAUAUCAUCACCACAGCCACCUGGGUAGCUAUGGGCCAGAGUUGGAGCAGAGUUGUUCAAAUUGUCAACAAUGCCAUCUAUCAAACAAAUACAGCAUUAGCCAACACGCAGCUUAACAUUGUCCUGGAAAGUGUUAGUACAUGGCUUGACCAAACGAACUUCCCUGAUGCUGCAGCGCGUUCACAGGGUGAAUAUGCAUACUAUCUCCAGAGAUCUGGAGAUGGAUACUUUGAUGGUAUUUUUGGCCUCCAAAAUACUUAUAAAAUUGAUGCAUUUGUGGUAAUUGGAGAGCACGUAAAGGGAGGAUAUGCAAGCAACAUUGGCACGGAUAUCACCUGGGACAGGCCUGGUUAUUUUGAAGUGCAAAGGAACAAUGUUGAUUUGGCUGGUCAUUACCUCUGGGCACAUGAAUUUGGACACUUGCUGGGCGCAAAACAUGACAAAAUUACGGGUUCUAGUUGCACAGCAACAAGCACAUGUGGGUACAUCUGGACGUCUUCCUGUCAGAGGACCAUCAUGACUUACCCUGAUAAAUGUGGGUGUACACCAUGCACUUCUGUUUUGGCAUACUCACAGUGGGCUGGCACUGAAUACAACAACAAGGCUGCCAUGGCUGCAUACGCCCCAACCUUGGCUGCCAGAUACAACUGA